AUGGCCACAGCGUGUCAGGAAAAGCACGGAGAAAUUAUAUUUUUGGAGGAAGUUAGCGAUGCUUUUGAAAAACAUCAUGAAUUUGAUGGGAAAAUUCUGGCUAAUAAUGUUAAACCUAACAGCAAGGAUAUUUUUACAUAUGCUAAAGGUAAGCAGAAUCUUGAUGAGGAUUGGGCCAUAUUAACGGAUGCUGAUGAUUCUGAGCACACUAAGGGAGUUAUUGAAAUCCUGAACCAGGCAGAUAUUAAUACUUUUGUGAAUGAUCCUCAAACUUUACUAAAAUGUGUCACUAUUGUAUCGGAAUUUCUGGAGAUGUCAUCACUGAAAACAGUCAACCCCACUUUACACUCAGUAAUGGACACAUUGUUGCUCCCAGGAAUCCAGAAUGAAGAUCCAGCAGUAAGAAAUCAGGCAGUAAAAGCACUCGGGCUGUGUUGUCUCUUAAAUCGGGAUGUAGCUUGUCAACACCUCUUGUUGUUCAUGCAGAUUUCCCAAGUUGACCAAGAAACUAUUCAGGUCACUGCAUUAAAGGCUAUUUUAGACCUUCUCCUUGUGUUUGGGUUGGAUGCUUUUAAAGUAGAAGGAAUUUCAAAUGAGACAACUGAGAGAAUUGAAGAGGUGUCAGAGACACCAUCUAAAGGAUCUGAGGAAAGUAUCGUAGAGUCUCAAGAAAACCAACGAGCUACCUCAAAUAUAAUGGCAAUUGUAGCUGCCCAUCUAGAUAGUGAGUCUAGAGAAGUCAGAACUUUGGCAGCUGAAGGAAUUGGUAAACUGCUGCUCCUUGGACAUGUUUACUCCCCACGCCUUCUCUCUCAUUUAUUGCUUCUGUGGUAUAAUCCAGCUACUGAAAAUGAUAUACAACUACGCCAUUUCCUUGGAGUAUUUUUGCCAGCUUUUGCUUCAGCAGCACAGUCCAGUCAGGAGUGUUUGGAAGAAGCCUUUAUGCCUACUUUACGUACCUUGUUUGAUGCUCCUGCAUCCAGUCCAUUGGCAGACGUAGAUGAAGCAAAUCUUGCUCGCUUUAUUAUUCAGUUGACCAACCCAUCACUGAUAUCAUCAGAAUCUAAAAACUAUGGGGAAAGUUCUGUACACGAUAGACUAGCUGAACAGUUGUGCAAUGAAAUUCUUAGAGAUCGAGAAUCAUUCAAUGUACGAGUACUAGCUAAAUCUCUUACCUACCUAGAGCUUUCAUGCAACUCUUACUCGACACUAAAAAACUUAGCUGUCCUCACAGAAAAAAUUACAGAGAAAAUUAAAGACAGAACUUCUCUAAAGCUGAUUGAGAAGUUUCAAGACACAGUGUUACAAUUGUUAGCUAAGGCCAAAGAAAAUGACCCCCAAGCCAGCCAAGAGUCAUCAUUUGUCGAACCUACUCCUCCAGAAAUACCCGAUAUUGUAGUUGAAGAAUCCCAAACCAGCACAACUGGCAUUGAAAGUGAUGAGGCACAGAUUGAAGAAUCUACUUCACAAGAGUUCUUUAAUGAUACUAUAAGAACCCUGAAAACAAGAAAGAAAGUUGAAAAAUCUGUUGUUCUUCGGACUGGUUCAAAAAGUGUGGACAUAUCCCUAACACCUCGAACUGCAUGCCUCACCACUACAGAAGGUAAGAUUGCUCUGAAAUGUUCUGUUAUGUGUAGAAAGUUGACAAAGAAAAGCAAUAAUACCUUUAUAGUUAAAGAAUUGAGUGGAUUUUCCAAAGAAGUAAUAUUCAACAUUAAGGAUGUCAUGUUGUGUAUUAAAGCAGUUUUAUAA
Molecule: messenger RNA, 1752 nt
Organism: Limulus polyphemus (Atlantic horseshoe crab)
Lineage: Eukaryota; Metazoa; Arthropoda; Merostomata; Xiphosura; Limulidae
Product: condensin complex subunit 3-like
Exons: 11
Coding region: 1-1752 (583 amino acids)
Biological process (GO): mitotic chromosome condensation
Cellular component (GO): condensed chromosome; condensin complex; cytoplasm
Molecular function (GO): protein binding
Source: RefSeq, a predicted model, not a curated record